AUGACAGAGCAAAAGACCGAACAAAAGACAUUGACUCAUGCAGACGAGAAUAUAAAUCCUAAAACGAUAGAGUUGUUAAAUAAACAAGAUAAAUAUACUAUUAACACUUAUAAUAGACCUCCAAUAGUUCUCACCAAAGGUAAAGGAUGUUGGGUAUACGAUUUAGCUGAUAGAAAAUUUUUGGAUUUUUCUGCUGGUAUAGCAGUUAAUGCUUUAGGGCAUGCUGAUGCCGAAUUAGCAUCUGUAAUAGCAGAUCAAGCAACAAAAUUGAUUCAUUUAUCAAAUUUGUAUCAUAACGAAUAUGCUGGUGAAUUAGCUGAAUUGUUAGUAAAUAUUACAAAAGAAGGUGGAGGUUUUGAAGCUGCUAGAGUAUUUUUUUCAAAUUCUGGUACUGAAGCCAAUGAAGGUGCAUUAAAAUUUGCUAGAAAAUGGGGAAAACAAGUUAGUAAAGAAGGAAAAGAAAAAUAUGGUGUUAUAUCAUAUAACAAUGCAUUUCAUGGUAGAACUAUGGGUGCAUUAUCUGCUACUCCAUCACCAAAAUAUCAAGCUCCUUUUUCUCCUUUAGUACCAGGUUUUGUUCAUUCUAUUUAUAAUGAUAUAGAAAAAAUUCCUGAAGUUGUUAAUGAAAAUACUUGUGCUGUUAUUGUUGAACCUAUUCAAGGUGAAGGUGGUGUUUGGGUAGCUACUGUUGAUUUUUUGAAAGCAUUAAGAAAAAGAUGUGAUGAAGUUAAUGCAUUAUUAAUCUUUGAUGAAAUUCAAUGUGGACUUGGACGUACAGGAAAAUUAUGGGCUCAUCAACAUCUUCCAAAAUCUUGUCAUCCAGAUAUAUUAACCUUGGCAAAACCACUUGCAAAUGGUUUUCCGAUUGGAGCCAUAAUUACCACUGAAAAAGUAGCUAAUAUCAUAAAAAUUGGUGAUCAUGGUACCACAUUUGGUGGUAAUCCAUUGGCAUGUAGGGCUGCUUUAUCUGUUGUACGUCGUAUUAAUACACCCGAAUUAUUAAGUAAUGUUAAUAGUGUAGGAGAUUAUUUAGUUAAUGAAUUCAAAAGAUUAGCUUCAAAAUAUCCUUCUUUAAUUACCAAUAUUAGAGGAAAAGGUUUAAUACUUGGUAUACAAUUUACUGUUGAUCCAACUCCUUUAAUAGGUUUAGCUAGGGAAAGAGGUUUAUUACUUAUUACAGCUUCUAAUCAAACCGUUAGAAUAAUACCUCCUUUAAUAUUGAAAAAAGAAGAAGCUCAACAUGGUGUUAAAAUUAUAGAAGAAAUUGUUGAUAUUUUUGAUAAGCAACGUAGUAACUAA
Rhizophagus irregularis DAOM 181602=DAOM 197198 is the source of this 1299-nucleotide messenger RNA. RefSeq lists its product as uncharacterized. Gene Ontology annotation, biological process: arginine metabolic process. Gene Ontology annotation, molecular function: identical protein binding; transaminase activity; pyridoxal phosphate binding. Gene Ontology annotation, cellular component: mitochondrial matrix. Lineage: Eukaryota; Fungi; Glomeromycota; Glomeromycetes; Glomerales; Glomeraceae. The record is from RefSeq and is a predicted model, not a curated record.